Vicia villosa (hairy vetch) is the source of this 2330-nucleotide messenger RNA. RefSeq names its product probable pectinesterase/pectinesterase inhibitor 34. The coding region runs from base 328 to 2121 and encodes 597 amino acids. The transcript has 3 exons. Gene Ontology annotation, biological process: cell wall modification. Lineage: Eukaryota; Viridiplantae; Streptophyta; Magnoliopsida; Fabales; Fabaceae. The record is from RefSeq and is a predicted model, not a curated record. Gene Ontology annotation, molecular function: pectinesterase activity; pectinesterase inhibitor activity.
CAGAAAUAGAAACAAGAAGCCCCCAAUCCAUAAUGAGUUUUGAGUUCAGUGGGCAGAUGUUGUGGGAGUGAAAGUCUCAAAGUAGCAGCCAGCUCAUUCCUGACUCCUGCGUCGACAUCGACUUCACACCAACCUCACUAAAAACACACAUUACAACAUUGCACACUUUUUUCACUGUACUAGUAUCUACACUAACUAAGCACCGUCGUUUAUCGUUUAUAUAAAAAGGCAUCAUUCAUUACUCAUAACUCAUCACAACAAACUGCAUAAUUACCAAAACUACUAGUACUAGUACUCUCUCUUCACUCACUCAACCAAAAAAACACAAUGGACUACGGUAGGUUAGGAUUAUCCGACCCUGGAGGUUCGACUCCCUCCGAACCUAUAAUUCAUCCCAAACCGAGAUCUUCCAAGAAGAAAAUCAUUUUCCUCUCUCUCCUCGCCGUGUUACUCAUCGUUGCCUCCGCAGUUUCCGCCGCAAUGCUCACUGGAGUCCACACCCGCCGCGGAAACCAGCAUAAAAAUCCGUCUCUCCGACGUAAUCCAACACAAGCAAUCUCUAGAACAUGUAGCAAAACUCGUUUCCCUUCACUCUGCGAAACGUCUCUUCUCGAAUACCCUGGAUCCACAAUCGCUACAGAGAAAGACCUUAUCCACAUUUCCCUCAACAUGACGCUACAGCAUCUCUCCAAAGCACUCUACUCCUCCGCCUCUAUCUCCUCCACCAUCGGCAUGAACCCUCGCAUCCGUGCCGCUUAUCAAGACUGUCUCGAACUUCUUGACGACUCCGUCGACGCUGUCACUCGCGCAUUGACCUCCGUCGUACCUUCCUCCUCCUCCAAAGGCUCCGUUAAGCCUCUUACCUCAUCCUCCACUGACGAUGUACUCACGUGGCUCAGCGCUGCACUUACCAACCAAGACACGUGCGCUGAGGGUUUUACCGACACUUCCGGUGCCGUGAAAGAUCAGAUUGCGAAUAAUAUAAAGGACUUGUCGGAGCUAGUGAGUAAUUGUUUAGCUAUUUUCUCUAACUCCGGCGCCGGAGAUGAUUUCUCCGGUGUUCCUAUACAUAAUAAAAGACGAUUAAUGACAAUGCCAGAAAAUGAUUUUCCGAUAUGGUUGAGAAAACGAGAGAGAAGAUUGUUGGACUUGCCGGUGUCUGCGUUACAGGCUGAUGUGGUAGUUUCUAAAGACGGUAACGGAACAGUGAAAACUAUAUCGGAAGCUCUUAAAAAGAUACCGGAGUACGGUAACCGACGCUUCAUUAUCUAUAUCAAAGAAGGAAGGUAUGAAGAAGACAAUUUAAAGAUUGGGAGGAAGAAAACUAAUGUUAUGAUCAUGGGAGACGGAAAGGGAAAGACAGUGAUCACAGGGGGCAAAAAUGUUAUGCAAAACUUGACCACAUUUCACACUGCUUCCUUUGCUGCUAGUGGUCCAGGCUUCAUUGCAAGAGACAUGACAUUCGAGAACUACGCCGGACCAUCAAAGCACCAAGCGGUAGCCCUCCGCGUUGGAUCAGAUCACGCGGUGGUCUACCGCUGCAACAUCAUCGGAUACCAAGACACAAUGUAUGCACAUUCCAAUCGUCAAUUCUACCGCGAAUGUGACAUCUACGGUACCGUAGACUUCAUAUUCGGCAACGCUGCAGUUGUUUUUCAAAACUGCAGUCUCUACGCCCGAAAGCCCAUGGCCCAACAGAAAAACACCAUCACAGCCCAAAACAGAAAAGACCCGAAUCAGAACACCGGUAUAUCCAUCCAUAACUGUAGAAUCCUUGCCACACAAGAUCUAGAAGCAUCCAAGGGAAACUUCACAACGUAUCUGGGCCGUCCAUGGAAACUAUACUCUAGAACGGUGUACAUGUUAUCAUACAUGGGGGAUCAUUUACAUCCACGUGGGUGGUUAGAGUGGAAUACAACAUUUGCUUUAGACACAUUGUAUUAUGGUGAAUACAUGAAUUAUGGGCCGGGUGGAGCUAUUGGGAAACGGGUAACUUGGCCCGGGUUUCGGGUUAUUACGUCCACCGUGGAAGCUAAUAGAUUCACGGUGGGUCAGUUCAUAUCGGGCUCGACUUGGUUGCCGUCUACUGGAGUGGCAUACGUAGCUGGCUUAAAUACCUAAAGUCUAUUUUAAUGCAACUAUAGUUAGAUGUAUCUUUCAACUUUUAACUAGUAACAAACCCGUGCGUUCGCACGGGUUCUGGUACGGGACGCGCAUUUGUUUCACAUAUAUAAUUUUUAAUAGAAAAAAUUAAAUUAAAAGUAAUUAACAUUUUGUGGAAAAGCAUAAGAACAAUUAACAUUAAAUUGUGUCUAAAAAAAAUAAGGAAC